GGCGGUUAUCACAACAGCCACACAGUGCCCGCGAUGAUCUAACCUGUGGGAAGAUGGCGUUCUUCAAGAGCUUUCAGCAGAACCUCCCGUCCGUCAACAUCUCCUCCAUCUUGGACUCGGUGAGCAGCCGAGUGGACGACCUGGCCAACGCCGUCAGCGACGUCACGUACGCCGUCAGCGACCAGCUGACCGAGCAGGUCAACACCAUCAUCAACAAGGUGCAGGAGGAGGAAGACAGCGAGCAGGAGGCGGCGCCGACGUCCGGAGCGCCGGAGGGUAAAAGCGUGUGGCCUUUGAGCAGGGAGUCAGAAACAAGUUCCAGUACCAAAAACAACCAAAGCGCCGAUGCGGCGGAGGCGGAGAACACGGCCAGUCAACUGGAGUGGGAAUGGAGGGAUGGGUGCUGGCGGGUGAAGAAGACGGAAGCCGAGUUAGUGGAGGAGGAGAAGAAGAAGAAGGAGGAGAAGGAGCUGCAAGAGAAGCGAGAGCAGAGGAGGAAAGAGAGGAGAGAGAAGCGUUUGCAGACGGCCGCCAUGUUUCAGAAGAACAAUUUCCAGGAUGAAGAGGCCGCAGACGGCGGGUUGGAAGAAGAGGAAAAGGAGGAGAGUCGCGGCGAAGAAACGACUCGUGACGACUGUGAGGAACCUGAAAAUGAAACAUCGCAGCUUGGGAACGACAGAAUGUCCCAACAGAAGGAGAAGGACGAACAGGAGGAGAAGUGCAGCCUGGAGGGUGAAGGUGAUGACGAGGAGGUGGACGAAGCCUCUGGAGCUCAAGUGAAGAAAAAGAAGAAGAAGGAAAAGAAGAAGAAGAAGGAGAAAAGGAAGAAGAGCAAGAAGAAGGAGAAAAUCAAACAAGAGGUGCUGCUAACAGACAGUGAGGAGGACCAAGACGCUGCAGUCCAGUCCAACGUGAGUCCCGUAGUGCUGCAGGAAGGACACAGCAGCGAGGCCUCGAGCCAACACGCCGGCAGCAUACAGAGGGUAAAGAAAGCCCCACCGCUCAUGGAGGGACAACCGCCGCCGUACCGGGACCGGGACCGGGACCGGGGAAGGGUGGCACGCGUGUCCUCCUCUCGCUCGACACGAGAGGCAAGGAGGGGGUCGUCGCCUCAGCGCUGCUCCAGCGAGGCCGUGAGUGUGGACCAGGACACGGAGAGCUACCUCAACAAAGGCUGCGAGGAGGACAUACCCAGUGACAGCACUGCUGUGGUGGGCACAGAGGACAGUUGCGGCCCUCAGCUCCUCUCAGCCUACGAGCCGGAGCCACUAGCCAAGUACGGCACGCUGGACGUCGCCUUCGAGUACGACUCCACCGAGCAGUGGUUGGCCGUGACGGUCACCGCGGCGACGGACAUCCCCGCUCUCAAGCAGACGGGCAACAUCUCGUGGCAGGUCCACCUGGUCCUGCUGCCCACCAAGAAGCAGCGGGCCAAGACGGGCGUCCAAAAGGGACCGUGUCCCGUCUUCACGGAGACCUUCAAGUUCUCCAGAGUGGAACAAGAGGCCUUGGGCGACUGUGCUGUACGAUUCCGCCUGUACAGCAUCAGGCGCAUGAAGAAGGAGAAGAUCCUGGGCGAGAAGGUCUUCCACCUGACUAAACUCAACCUGCAGGGGAAGAUGGCUCUUCCAGUCACCCUGGAGCCUGGCUCCGAACUUACAGGCUGUGGUUCGGUGGUGAGCGUGUCCCGCAGUGCAGGAGCCGUGUCCUACAGGUCUACAGAGGACUCGUCCUCGCCGGAGAUCCUCCUGGGCCUCGUUUACAACUCUGCCACAGGAAGUUUAUCUGCCGAGGUCAUCCAGGGCAGCCACUUUAAAACCACCUCGUCCGAUAAACCCGUCAAUGGUCUUUUUUGUUGUGUAAAACAUUUCGUUGGGGGACAACUGUAUAUCAUGAGAGACACUUACGUCACGCUGAGCAUGCUGGACUCCAAGGGGAAGGAGAUGUCCAAGUGCAAGACGGCGGUGUGCAGAGGCCAGCCCUGCCCCACCUACAAGGAGACCUUCGUCUUCCAGGUGGCGCUCUUCCAGCUCUCCGAGGUGUCGCUGGUGUUGUCGGUGUUCUGCCGCCGCAGCAGCAUGAGGCCCAGGGAGCGUGUGGGCUGGGUCUCCUUGGGACUCAACAGCACCGGCGAGGAGCAGCUGGCCCACUGGACGGAGAUGAAGGAGGCCGAGGGGCAACAGGUGUGUCACUGGCACACGCUUACUGACACAUAGCGGGGACCAAAAGCAUCCCAGACUUGGAUGUGAUGUGCACUCACUGACCUUGGAGGCGGAAGCAUCCUUUUCCUGAAGGCAACAAUUUUUUUUACGAACCAGAAAGUGAACAGCGAUGUUAAAAUAGCAGGGUGAAAAAAAACAACAACACCACAUGGGGAUGGCAGCAUCAUGCCAGAUGGGACAGGAAUGAUUCAGUCAAGGUAGAACAGUUCUAAACAGUCAGUGCCGGUCCAAAACCCUCAGAGAUCUCCUGAAAUUGAACAUGACAGAACAUACAAUUCUGGAAUGAACCAGCCAGAGCCCAGACCUAAAUCCUAUUGAAAAUACAUAGGAGAGAGAGCCUUUAUGUCAAAUGUGCUAUGCUGUUGAAAAGUACUUCAACCAAGCAUCAUAUUGGCUUUAGAUUACAUUUUUUAACCAAAAAUAUAAAAACACCCCAAAAGGCUAACUAACAGUUGUUUAAGAGAACACAUUUCCCUACUUAUAUAUCUCAUAUACAUUUGAAAUUAAACGUCCUAAAGGUACCUUUUUCUACAAUACUAAGGUUUUGAAAUAUUCGCUAGCUGACACUUUGCGAGCUAAUUGCUAGCUGACAGUUGGCGCGCCAAAGGCUAGCGGACAACUUAUGUGCCAAUGGCUAGCUGACAACUUGUGUGCUAAUCCCUAGCAGAAAAAUAGCAUGCUAAUUGCUGACAACUAGAGUGCAAUUUGCUAACUGGCAGCUUUCACUGCUAAACGCUAGCUGGCAUCUUGCACCGCUAGCCACUAUCUAACAAUUAGCGCACCAAUUGCUAUCUGACAACUGGUGCGCUAAUCGCUAACAGGCAAAUAGAGCGCUGAUAGCUAAAAACUAGAGCGCAAAUUGCUCGCUGGCAGCUUUCACCGUUAGCCACUAUCUAACAAUUAGCGCACCAAUCGCCAGCUGACAAGUGGUGCGGCAAUUGCUCGCUGAUAACGGGUGUGCUAAUCGCAAGGUGACAACUUGUGCGCUAAAUGCAAGAUGACAACUGGUGCUCUAAUUGCUAGUUGGCAGCUACGCUGCUAAUCUGCAGAUGACAACUGAUGCAAUAAUCGCUAACUGGCAACUGAUGCGCCAAUUGCUAUCUGACAACUGGUGCGCUAGUCCCUAACAGGCAAAUAGAGCGCCGAUAACUAAAAACUAGAGCGCAAAUUGCUCGCUGACAGCUUUUACCGCUAUACACUAGCUGACAACUGGUGUGCCAAUCGCAAGCUGACAACUGGAGUGCAAAGUACUAGCUGGCAACUUGCACCACUAACUGCUAGCUAACAAUUAGCACACCAGUUGCAAACUGACAACUGGUGCACCAAUCGCUAGCUGAAAACUGGUGCGCUAAUUGCUAGUUGGCAGCUAUGCCGCUAAUCUCAAGAAGAUAAAUGGUGCGCUAAUCACUAGCUUGCAACUGAUGCACCAAUUGCUAGCUGACAACUAGUGUGCUAAUACACUCAGUGUCCGCCCUGAGAUUGGUAGGUUGUGAGUUCAAAUCCCGGCCGAGUCAUACCAAAGACUAUAAAAAUGGGACCCAUUACCUCCCUGUUUGGCACUCAGCAUCAAGGGUUGGAAUUGGGGGUUAAAUCACCAAAAUGAUUCCCGGGCGUGGCCACUGCUGCUGCUCCCCUCACCUCCCAGGGGGUGAACAAGGGGAUGGGUCAAAUGCAGAGGACACAUUUCACCACACCUAGUGUGUGUGUGUGACUAUCGUUGGUCAAUAGCUUACAACUAGAGCACCAUAGUGCUAGCUGGCAGCGUUCAUCGCUAAACGCUAGCUGGAAAUUAGCGCACCAAUCGCUAACUAACAACUGAUGCACCAAUCUCUAGCUAAAAACCAGAGCGCAAAUUGCUAGCUGAGAACCGGUGUGCUAACCGCAGGCAGGCAAACUAAAGCACAAAUUGCUAAUUAUUUUAAAUGCUAACAUGAGUAGAAUAAUAUAAUUCUAUAGUCAUGUUUUUAUUUUUAAACUGCAAGGUACAUUAAGUGGGGUGUCGAUGUCACUGCCAUUUGUAAACUACACUACAGUGUGUUGGAUCCAUAUUAAGUGUAUUUAAGGACAUUUACAUUGUGGAAAAAUUGCAAGAAUAUAAAAAAAAACUAUUUUUUAGUCUAAUCGACCAAAAAUUUCCAUAGACCCCCAUUUGAAGAUCUGUGUUGUAAUAUAAACGGCAUAAUAUUCAAUAGUAUAUAAUGAAAUCCAUACAUUAAAUAUAUGGUAUAGUUUUGUUUAUAUUUUACUUACCAGUAUAGGAGUAUGAUAAAAUUAAGAAAAUAGAUUUUCCAAUUGUUUUACCGCUUUAAGAAUUAAAAACACUCAUACCGAAUCUAAAAUAAACAGAUGUUAUGCAAAAUGCCGUAUUGUAUCGACCAUAUAUAAAACUGCCUUUUUUCACCCAUUUUGUUUAAAGAAAUAAAAUAAAGAUUUUUAGAUUUUUUUUUUUGUGUUUUUAGUUGUAAUCUUUCAAAUUAACAUAGCUACCUACCAAGUUUUUUCAGUGUUUUCCAAACGAGGAAAAAAAUAUCAUUUUAUAUGCAGCGUCUACACCAGUGGCCCCCAAACUACGGCCCGCGGGCCAGAUACAGCCCGCCAGCAUCAAAAAUCCGGCCCGCGGGUAGUCCCGAGUAAAAUAAUUUACUUUUUAAAAAAAAAUUAUUAAUAUGUUUUUAAUCAGUCCUUUCUAGCCAAUCCAUCAAUCAAUUUCAAAUCAUAUUGUCUAAGAAUGCAUUUUCCCAUCGCGCGACAAGUGUGCGCUUUUUCAGUCAAUUAGUGCAUGAGGCAAAAAAAAUUACGAAUUCAGUGGGAAAACGUAAAAUAGACUCUGAGUGUAAAGUUUUUAAACAUCAGUGGACAUAUGACUUUUUUUUUGUUCAGUGUAGGGCAGGGGUCGGCAACCUUUACCACUCAAAGAGCCAUUUUGGCAAGUUUCACACAUUAAAGAAA
Molecule: messenger RNA, 5171 nt
Organism: Entelurus aequoreus (snake pipefish)
Lineage: Eukaryota; Metazoa; Chordata; Actinopteri; Syngnathiformes; Syngnathidae
Gene: syt14b
Product: synaptotagmin XIVb
Exons: 8
Coding region: 54-2216 (720 amino acids)
Source: RefSeq, a predicted model, not a curated record